AUGUCGCCUGAUUCUUACACAAACUUGUCCUACUGGUUCGGACCUGAGAUAUCAAACUUUACUGGGGACGAGAAUUUCUGUCCGAAAGUACCAGAUUUGGGACUAGCUAAAAUGAUGGGACGAGAGCACUCCCAGGUCGUCACAAUGAAGUUGGCAAAUGGGGCACCAACAAAAGUUGCGGAUAGACGGCUCGAAGGAGCAUUUGACGAAGAAGAACUCAUGAGAGCUUUAAAAGUAGCAUUUUGGUAUAUUAAAGACGAGAUUUCGAUGAGGCCAAUGAUGGGGAAAGUUGUGAAGAUGUUGGAAGGAUUGGUCAACAUUAAUAUGACAUCGACCCCUCAGACAGUUCUCGAGUUAAUCGAAGAAGGCCUAGAUCACGUGUACAAAGCCAUGAAGUGA
Molecule: messenger RNA, 399 nt
Organism: Fraxinus pennsylvanica
Lineage: Eukaryota; Viridiplantae; Streptophyta; Magnoliopsida; Lamiales; Oleaceae
Source: the annotation of a GenBank genome assembly